Messenger RNA from Fomitopsis serialis, 2115 nucleotides. RefSeq lists its product as uncharacterized. The transcript has 3 exons. NCBI's taxonomy places the organism in Eukaryota, Fungi, Basidiomycota, Agaricomycetes, Polyporales, Fomitopsidaceae. The record is from RefSeq and is a predicted model, not a curated record. Bases 1 to 2115 code for a protein of 704 amino acids.
AUGACCCGUCCCGCUUCGCCCUCGUCUGCGACCAAGGUCCCGCCGGCCGCCGACACCGCGAAUCCGGCCCUGGGCGAGCAAUACAAGGACACCGCGGCCACGACCGAGAUCGCGCAAACUGCGUCGACAGAGACUGUCGUCAACGCAGUCGAAGUCAAAACGGAGGAGAUCGAGCCCGACCUCAAUGUAGGACGCACCCGCUCGGGCCGUCGUCCCUCGGCGUCGAAGAAAAGAGCUUCCAAGCCCAAGGGCAAGAAGACCCAUAGACGCGACCGGAAGCCUCCGGCUGAAACCGAGGAUGAGCUCCACGUCCCCAGCUCGUCUGAGGCCUCCGCCAAGUCCCCGCCGCACGCUACGCACCGCCUCACCAGCGACACACGCAAACGUCGCCGAGUGUCCACCGACACCGGCGACCACGACGAGAACGCCGGAACCGUCAACCGCGUCCAGGCCUCACCGUCUCCGACUCCCCGCGACGCACUUCACGCUGUCGACGAGGCCAUCGUCAUUCUCUCGUCCCCGUCUAUCGGCGAUGACAACCGCACUGACCCUCCCGCUAUCACAACCUCGGACAUCGAGCCGGAGGAUGUAAUCAUGCGAAGUCUCGAUGACAACGGUCCUCCUGCCCUUAGCCCUCAGAGACCUCCCUCCGCACCUCCCACCGCUCGACGACUUACCGCGACUCGCCCCCUCGACGCACGGACCACUACCCUCUUCCUUGCGCAAGGCGACGUCACCUCUCCCGCUCUCUACGCACCUGAGACGACUGAUGCAUCGUGUACCCGCGCUACCGCGACCGAGAAAGGAAAAACGGUGCUCCGCCAACCGGUGGACGGCCCAUCUCGCUUCCCGUACGAUGACGCUGCUGACGGCCCGCCCCCCCUUGUUCGCUCUCCCUCUAUCCUCCACCCCCGGCCUGUACACUUUGCCCCCGGCCCUUUCCACAACGCACAUCCUGGCUCGAUUGCCCCGCUCGCACCCGCUCCCGCUCCUAACCAACCCCCAGCGGCACCUGCUGGACCUAUCGCCCCGCUCGCGCAUGCGCCUGGUCUGCCGCCAGCGCGCAUGAUGACACGCACUCCCCCGGGCGGGUGGCAUGCGAUCCAAGGCGACGAUCUCGAUUGGGCCUACCGUAACAUCCUACAAUCGCAGAUCGACGAGUGGGACCUCGAAGAAGGUGAAUCGAUCUUUAUCCACUUCUUAGGACAGGGCAGCGAGGACAAAGGCCAACAUGGCCGUCUAACGAUGGCAGAAAACAUCUUCCACUCGCGUCUGAAAGCCCCGAACGCGAGGAUCACACAGCCCAUCGCUGCGGUCAAACCCACGACGCCGAACGCCAAGCCCUGGUUCUAUCGCGUCAGCAACCUCACAAUUGAGCAACGCAUCGAGUUCUCGCGCCGCCCCUUCAUAUCCACCACUGACGGCACCAUUGGCGUCUUCACCACAUCGCGCAUCCCCCCAACCUUCAUCGGUGGCUGGUGGCACCCAGAACGCCUCGGUAAGACUGACGAGGAGAUCGUCGCCGGUUUCCUGAAAGGCCUCACCUCAAAGGAGAUAUACGACUUGACUCGCUCGCUCAUCGCGGUCGACAUCGGCACAGACGGCCGGUGGCGCCACCUCACCGUCGACGACGCCCAUCGCCUCGUUCUCAAAUCCCUCCGAGUGCGCCAGAUCCGGGUACGAGUCGGACGCGACGAGACCGAUGAGGAGCCCGUUGUACUCCUCUAUAUUGAGUCGCCCACCGCCGAUGCAAAUGGCUGGCAAGCGUUCCGCUCGCGCCUCCGUGAGUUCGCAUUUGGCGGGAAAUACGCUGGCCCGCCUACGCUCGUGACGCAGGCUUUCUUCUGUCUGUAUUGCCACAGCACUGAUCACCCGCCUAACUCCUGCACUCUCCCUACGACACCUGGCUGGCAUGGCCCAUCCAUGGACCAGGUCCGUGAAACGAUCGCCGGCGCACGUCGCGCCAUGGAGGCUGAACAGCGUGCUGAACAGCGAGCAAACAGUGGUGGACGAGGAGGCCGUGGCGGCCGCGGCGGUCGUGCGCGUGGAAAUGGACCCCGCGGUCGUCGAAACGGCGCCGGGGCACGACGUGGCUCGCACAAUGACUACGCCUAG